CGCGACUGACAUAUCUUUCUCACCCCGCCUUUUCCUUUUCUUAAUUUAUACAAAAAGAAAUAAAUAAGAACAAAUAUAUAAUGCAUCAAUGACUCUGUCUUCCUCUGCCUUUGCCAGCGCAACACUAUCUCAAUCCAAGUAUCUUUCAUCCUCCUCCUCCUCCAAUUUUCCCUCUCUUUUUCUUCUCUGCUCAACCAAACCCAUCUUGCAUUAUUCUUAUUCCCUCUAAAUUAACCCAUUUCCCCCUCUAAUUUUAAUACCCCACCACUACUCCCCCCUCCCCCUGCAGUUCUGAAUCAGAUCCUUUUUAACCCCACUCCAUUUUUGCUUGCCGGUUAGUUGAGCCAAAUGACUCGGCUUUUUCGAUCCAAAUCUUGCGGAGUCGUGGGUCGCACCCAGCUCAACCCACCCACACCGAGUCCGGUUUUUCAGGAUGUGAAAAGGGACGACGACGAGGAGAUGGAGGAACAAGAAGAGGAGGAGGAGGACGACGACGACGAGGAAUUGGAAAGUGAAGACGAUGAAUCGAGUAACCCUGUCUCGACGCCGUUCAUAAACCCUAGCUCGAAAUCCGGCGGAGCGGAAAGUCAAGCUCGCCAGAAUCAGAAUCAGUUUGCGAUAUUGGAUGUGCUGAUGGCGGUGCUGAGGAAAUCGCUGGUCACUUGUAGUGUCGAGAGAGAGGAUGUUUCUUCCUUGGACAUAAGCUGGCCAACGGAGGUCCGCCAUGUAUCUCACGUUACCUUUGAUAGGUUCAAUGGGUUUCUGGGUUUGCCUACAGAGCUCGAGCCGGAGGUCCCCAGGAGGGUGCCUAGUGCCAGUGUGAGGGCAUUUGGGGUUUCUGCAAAGUCGAUGCAGUGCUCUUAUGAUUAUAGGGGAAACUGUGUCCCCACAAUUCUUCUGACGAUGCAAAAGCGAUUGUAUUCAGAGGGAGGCCUUAAAGCAGAAGGAAUAUUCCGAAUCAAUCCAGAAAACAGCCAGGAGGAGUUUGUUCGCAGUCAGCUAAACAGGGGUGUAGUGCCUCAUGGAAUUGAAGUUCAUUGUUUAUCUGGUUUGAUAAAGGCUUGGUUUAGAGAACUUCCAACAGGAGUGCUUGAUUCUCUCACCCCGGAACAGGUGAUGCGCUGCAACACAGAAGAUGACUGUACUAAACUAGAGGAGUUGCUUCCUCCAACAGAAGCUGCACUGCUUGACUGGGCCAUCAAUCUGAUGGCAGAUGUUGUGGAGCAUGAACAGUACAACAAGAUGAAUGCUCGAAAUAUUGCUAUGGUUUUUGCACCCAAUAUGACCCAGAUGGCUGAUCCUUUGACUGCACUAAUUCACGCCGUGCAAGUAAUGAAUUUUCUCAAAACUCUGAUUCUGAAGACCCUUCGAGAAAGAGAGGAAUCCGCUGCUAAUGAGAGGAUGAUUUCUUCGUGCUUGGAUCCUCCCUCCUGCAAAGACGAUCCUGUUCCUCUAGAUUUCAAAAGCAAGGAAUUAGAGGAGCAAACUGAAGAUGUUAAUGCCAAGAAAUCACCACCUAGAAGAGAGUUGUUGAGUGUUGAGGAGAAACUUGGGAUCCCUGAGGAGAAGGGAAAUAAUGCAGAUGACGGGGAAUUUGUAUCUGUUUCAGGCGGCAGCACGCCUUGUAGAUACGAGAGUGGCGGCACUAUAGAAAAUAGGUAUAGAAGUAAAUAUGAUAGUGAACAUUGGCUAAGAUUGAGAAAGGGUGUACGCAAGCUAUGCAGGCACCCAGUAUUUCAACUGACCAAGUUCAAGAAGUCUGCAAGUGUUGGCAUUGUAAAUACUAGGGGAAGAGGUGGAGAGGCUUGGGCUUAGAACUAUUGUAAAAUGCGCUGUUUUUUUCUUCUUUUUUUGUUUGUUUGUGUGAUUUGAUAUAUACAGAUGAUUGUGUGAGAUUGCGUUCUAUAGUUUAGCAUAGCUUCAGUUGUAACUUGUGCUUUGGCUUUUCUAGUGGAUAUAAUUUGCUGGAGAUGUUGAGACGGCACUCUUGGAAGCUGUGUAUCUAAUGACUAGCCUAGAAAAUGUUUAGUUUCUGACACAAUAAAAUUAGAACUUUAUCGCCCCAAUGUUUUAGGUUA
Messenger RNA from Prosopis cineraria, 2078 nucleotides. Its product is annotated as rho GTPase-activating protein 5. The transcript has 5 exons. Gene Ontology annotation, biological process: signal transduction. Gene Ontology annotation, molecular function: GTPase activator activity. Lineage: Eukaryota; Viridiplantae; Streptophyta; Magnoliopsida; Fabales; Fabaceae. The record is from RefSeq and is a predicted model, not a curated record. Bases 349 to 1815 code for a protein of 488 amino acids.